Hyaloscypha bicolor E is the source of this 645-nucleotide messenger RNA. RefSeq lists its product as uncharacterized. Bases 98 to 559 code for a protein of 153 amino acids. The record is from RefSeq and is a predicted model, not a curated record. The transcript has a single exon. NCBI's taxonomy places the organism in Eukaryota, Fungi, Ascomycota, Leotiomycetes, Helotiales, Hyaloscyphaceae.
AGCUGUGUUAGUUGCGGGCGCUGGCGUACCGUAUUGUCAAUCUGGAUAUCUCCGCGAAACUGAGGUCGGUCGGGAGAACAAGGGAGCUUAAGGAACCAUGCCCCUGACGACGCCGAGAAGAUGGGUUGAGCCCGUGAUGCGAAUGCAGGCAGGGAUCAGGGCACAGCAUGGAAAAACCAGGUGUGGAGCGCGGACGCGCAAAGGUAGCCCGGCGCCCGCAGGAGAAGUCGGAGAGACUAUGAGACUGCGAGACUGUGAGCGACGCGAGCCCAAGCAGCAGAGCAGCCGAGCAGAUGCGAAUCCGAACGAGAACGAGAACGCUCUCCCCCUUCUUAUCAUUUACAGUACAGUAACCUCCGUAUGCCUCGUCUGCAACGUGCCAACGUUCGCGUCACGUUUGGGCUGCAGCACAAAUUACCAGUCACAAGUUCACAAGUUCUCCCCUACCACCCCCCCCCCCCCCCCCCCCCCCCCCCCCCCCCCCCCCCCCCCCCCCCCCUCCCCAAAAAAACAUCUCGACAUAUUUACUGGAUCGGGGCUGACCAGACCUCGCAACUGAAUGCUGUACAGUACACUGGACCGCGGGCUCUACUUUUGACCGUGCUUUGCGAAUAGGGGUGCCUCUGGGCCGCAGCCGUUACGAGG